Messenger RNA from Pipra filicauda (Wire-tailed manakin), 720 nucleotides. It is a transcript of the gene ATP5PO, whose product is annotated as ATP synthase peripheral stalk subunit OSCP. Bases 23 to 652 code for a protein of 209 amino acids. Gene Ontology annotation, molecular function: proton-transporting ATP synthase activity, rotational mechanism. Gene Ontology annotation, cellular component: membrane. The record is from RefSeq and is a predicted model, not a curated record. The transcript has 7 exons. Lineage: Eukaryota; Metazoa; Chordata; Aves; Passeriformes; Pipridae. Gene Ontology annotation, biological process: proton motive force-driven mitochondrial ATP synthesis.
CCCUGAGCGGCGGCGGGGCAACAUGGCGGCGGCGGCGGCCCUGAAGGUGCGGCAGCUAAGCACGACGGCGGCGAGGCCGGUGUCCAAACUGGUGAAGCCGCCCAUCCAGGUGUACGGGCUGGAAGGACGCUAUGCCACCGCCCUGUACUCUGCAGCCAGCAAGCAGAAGAAGCUGGAGCAGGUGGAGAAGGAGCUGACCCGGGUGUGGACCCUGCUGAAGGACCCCAAGCUGUCCAGUGUGGUGAUGAACCCUCACACCAAGGGCACAGUGAAACAAAAAGCCGUGAGCGACGCCUUGGCGAGAGAGAAGAUGUCCCCCAUCACUGUCAACCUGAUGAACCUGCUGGCUGAGAACGGCCGCCUGCGCCACACCCCGGGCAUCGUGUCCGCCUUCGCCAAGAUCAUGAGCGCGGUGCGAGGAGAGGUGGUGUGCACGGUCACCACGGCACAGCCCUUGGAUGAGGCCAACCUGACUGAACUGAAAAGUGCUCUGAAUGGGUUCCUGGCUAAGGGAGAGGUCUUGAAGCUGGAGACCAAGACUGACCCCUCGAUCCUCGGCGGGAUGAUUGUCAACAUUGGGGAGAAGUACGUGGACAUGUCAACAAGGUCCAAGAUCCAGAAACUCACCAAGAUCAUGAGAGAGUCUGUCUAGAGAGCUGUCCUGGUCAUUCCCAAGGAAACCUGGCUGAUGGAAACAAUAAAAUUCCUCCUUCUCGAGUA